This is a messenger RNA of Ruditapes philippinarum (Manila clam), 1110 nucleotides long. RefSeq lists its product as uncharacterized. The record is from RefSeq and is a predicted model, not a curated record. NCBI's taxonomy places the organism in Eukaryota, Metazoa, Mollusca, Bivalvia, Venerida, Veneridae.
CCAACACUCAUCAACUUUGCGCAUGGCAUUAGAAGAGAAGACGUUCAUGACAUUGUAGAGGUACUCAGAACCAGUAACAUCAGAGAUUUAAGAAUUUUAGAAGGUGUGGCAAUUCCAUGUAUGCUGGCAAAGAAGAUAUUAAGCGCCUGUGACCUGCCACAUGAUGAACUACUGGACUUCUGUGGUAGGAUAUUGAACUACCACACCACACGUGGUAAUCUACCACAAGAAGUUGAAAAUGGCAACAGUAGUUCUGGUACUGCUCUGCAGAAGGUUUUCAUGAUGGCUAAAGAUAAAGAGGUGUCUGCACAUAUACGCAUCACUGCAGACAAGCUUUAUGUGAGAGUGAAGGAAUUUGAUCAGAAGGCAGGUACCACCCUUGCAGCUGUAUUCAAAAACAAAAAGAUCCCUCUAUAUGGAAAAAGCUGCCGAUUUGACAAGCAAGCCAAAAAGUGUGGACUGAUAACAAGGGAUGAAAUGACCGAAACAGAAUGGAACAGUCUGAUGGAACUCAGGGAUGCUAUGAACAAUCAACAAGGAAUAUCCACUGUCGAACCCAUGCCAACAUUACCCCACAUUACACCAGAAGAAACACCAGAGUCAACUCCACAGAUAUCACCAACACCUACACCAGAGGAACAAUCUCCAAUACUACAACCACUAUCAACACAGGCAGAGGACAGACCAAUUCUACCCACUCAGAGAGCUGCAACACCACCACAACAAAUGAAUCACUGCAAAUCACCAACAGAGACAACAAUAACUCCAAUAACUCCAUUCAUAGCAUCCAUCGAAUUAAAAAAGACAACACAGAGAAAAACCAAAGAAACAAAGAAGCGCAAAAUUUUUUCAAUCUCUGAGAAGUCAACAGGAGCAGAGUCAACAGAACCAAGGACCAAAAGAAAAAGAGAUGUCUGUUUCCUUGGCAAAGAAAUUGUCCAUACAUGGAACACUGAUGAAGGGCUUAAGCUAUAUAAAGGUAAAGGUAUUACUUUGUAACAUUAAAUACAUUUAAUAUUGCUAUAUAGUGUAUACUGUUAUUGAAACACAUGGGUAUUAAUAAUUAUCAUUAAGACUACUUAAGUAUGUAAUGGAAGCACCAGGGGGCCA